CACAGAUAAAUGUAGCAUCGUUACACUACACAUGGACAACGUGCAUAAUAUUCGAUGCGAAUUGGAUUUGAUAGUUUCAGUAGCCGGUGAGAGCUGGGCGUAACAACGUCGCUCUUAGAAUUUCUUGCGCAAAAGCUAGAAGAAUGGCAUGGAGCUGGUUGACGUUUGUUGUGGGAGCAUUGACACUACUGAUUCUAUAUUUCGUAAACAUAUACACUUAUUGGAAGAGGCAUGGAAUUCCGACAGCGAAAGGAGUGGUACCAUACCUGGGCCAUCUGUUGCCUGUAUUGACUUUGAGGACAAGUAUCGCAGAAAUGGUUCGCAAGAUAUACGCAGAGAAUAAAAAUCACAGCAUGAUUGGAUUCUACAAAAUGAGAUCCCCGACGCUACUUAUCCGCGAGCCACAGUUGAUAAAGACCAUCUUACAGAGUAACUUCUCGAGUUUUCAUAAGAACGAUAUGGUGGUUCACCCCGAGUUGGAUCCGUUGGCAGCCAAGAACCCCUUCCUCACUGUCGGCGAUGUGUGGACAGUAGGAAGAAAGCGAUUCACCUACGCGUUUUCUGGCCUUCGAUUAAAAAUGCUUUUUGUCGCUGUAAACGGAGUGUGCAAAAAAUUCGAAGACUUUCUGGAAAAACGAUUGAAGCCGAGCGGCAAGUACGAAGUUGAAUUGAAGAAUCUGUUCUCAAGAUUCACAGGCGAAGUCGUGGCAAAUGCUGGUUUUGGCGUCGAGGGAUACUGCAUGGACGACGAGAUGCAUUCCAAGUCUUUCGAUCAACUUGUCAGAGGUAUGCUUCAGCCUGGUUGGAGGAACGCGCUUGCUCAUGCUGCCAUCGUCUUCAUACCUGAGAUCAGUAAAGUACUGAAGAUCGCUUUUGUGCCAAAGAAGGUUGACAGGUUCGUGAGGAACGUGGUUUCGGAAAAUCUGGAGAUGAGACGAAAGUCCUCGAUACCGAGAAACGACUUCCUCCAAGUGAUGAUCGAUCUUGAUAAAUCCGAAGGAAAGACGUUGGACGAGGAGCAACUCACAGCUGAAGCGCUUACUUUCUACAUUGACGGCUACGAAACGUCUAGCAUCACCCUCAGUUUCGUCGGAUACCAAUUGGCCACUCAUCCAGACGUUCAAGAGAAGUUGAGGAAUGAAGUUACAUCCACGAUUGCCAAACACGGCGGUACCUUAACGUUUGAUGCUCUCAAAGAUAUGACGUACAUGGACCAAGUGAUCAGCGAGUCGCAGAGAGUGUAUCCCGCAGCAGGCUUUAUGUCAAAGCAAUGCACAGAAGAAUUCGAGCUUCAAGGAUCUGAUGGAUUGUGUUUCCGAGUGAAACCUGGAACAUCGAUCUGUAUACCCGUUCACGCGCUGCACACAGAUCCCGAAUACUGGCCAGAUCCUCAAGUUUUCGACCCGGAACGAUUCAGCAACGACAGGAAGCAAUCUAUACAAAAAAUGACGUUUCUUCCUUUCGGUGAAGGUCCAAGAAUAUGCCUCGGAAUGAGGAUCGCUAUACUGCAGAUGAAAGCUUGCAUAGCUACUCUGGUGAGAAGCUACAAGCUCGAGUUGUCCCCAAAAACGCAGCUUCCCUUACGAUUAUCAGCAAAGUAUUUCUUGACCGCGCCUAUUGGAGGCUUAUGGGUGAACAUUACGAAAGUUUAAAAAGUAGGAAAGCGAAAUGAUCAAAAUUGUGAUAACGCUUGACUGUUAAUGCAAAGUUAUGGAUAUAGAGAAUAUGUGCAGUCAAUCUAAUAAAUUUAUAUCUCUAAACUGCGAAUCAAAUUGAAUUUUAUUUAGAAAACACACUUUUUACACUCGUGUUGAUAUUUAACAUACAGGAGCGAGUAGUAUACUUACACGAUUAAUGUGCAGAGUGGGAUAGCGAAUCGGAUACUUUCUUACUUACCUUUACGAGUGCUUCGUAAUUUCUUGACCCUUUUCUCCGAAUCUCUCUGUGCAUAGAACACGCUAAGUACCUUAAAAUUUCUCACGGCGGAGUGUAAUAUUUUUAAUUGGAAUAUAAAUCCCCGUAAUGGGACGCGGAACACUUUCGACACUCUCGGGCUCGGAGCGGGCAAGCUCGAAGUGGGUUUUGAAAUUGAAACGAAACGAGGCAGCUGAAAGAAAUGCCAGUUUCACCUGGAAAACGUGUUUCGCGUUUCCGCACGUAAGGGUAAAUGGAAAGUAAGGGAGGUAAGGGGGGGGGGGGGGGGGUAGCGGGCCAGGACUCGAAGACGGAUGUGAAUAAUAGAAAGAAAAAAGAGUUAGCAAGUUUCGAAAGCGCUUUUCUAUAGACUGCAGAGACAAUCCUUCGCGUUGGAAAGAGCCUUAUGCGAACGUCUAGACUUUCUGGGUCCACGGGAAAUUUUCGCAGACGCGAACAUUACUUUUUACGACUGUGGCACCCAAGAGACGAGCCGUAUCCACGAGGCACGCUCUUGGGUGCUUCAUAUUUCAUACUCUGUUGCUUUCGACACCCGUUACUCUCUGGACCAACUAGUUCUUACGGUUGCAAAUGAAAAUAGAUGUUACACGCGUUUCUGCAGCAAUGAAUACAAGAACACACGAUAUUCGUGAAUGUUUAAUCUUCUGAACCUUCUGAAGAAGUUGAAGGAACGUGAAAUUUAAAAGCAAUUAGGAGGCUUAUUAAAUAAUAUCUCUUUUAUUUUUAAUAUUAAGUGUUUAUUACAUACAAGCGUUUAUACAAUACGAAGUAUUUUUAGACAUGACUGAUGAUAUUUAGCGUUCUCAGUAUUUGUAUUGUUUAGAAACAUUCUUUCGUAUGUAUUGAGGUUACAAUUAUUGUUAUUAUUAUUAUAGUUAUUAUUAAUUACGUGUCCUUAUAGAAUAGUUUUAGUUAGACCGAAUAGAGUAGUUUGAAUAAAUAAACACGAUACAUAGUCAUUGCAUA
This is a messenger RNA of Hylaeus volcanicus, 2901 nucleotides long. RefSeq names its product cytochrome P450 9e2-like. The record is from RefSeq and is a predicted model, not a curated record. Bases 144 to 1652 code for a protein of 502 amino acids. The transcript has a single exon. Gene Ontology annotation, molecular function: iron ion binding; monooxygenase activity; heme binding. NCBI's taxonomy places the organism in Eukaryota, Metazoa, Arthropoda, Insecta, Hymenoptera, Colletidae.